GAUAGAAAGGGAGGACCAGCGAAGUGCAGUGCUGCACGCGUGUCUGUGUGAGGAGGAGGAGAGAGUGAUACAGAUAGCAGGGAAGCUAAUGGCAGGUUUACACAGGAAUCAAGACACAGCGCUAGGCACCAACCCAAAGGAGAAAAAGGAGGGAUUGCCAAUGCACACACGCCCACACAGAUACACACCACAGACAGAGCAGAGCAUGAAUAAGACACUUUAAGGGACAGAGGAAAGAGGUUUGUUUGCAGACCGAGCAGUCAAGCAUUACUUAAGGAAAACAGGAUUGACAGCCGGGGUAUAAAUCUGGAUAAUAAGAAAAAGGAGGCAGAGAAAGAAGCUCCAGCAACUCUAUCUUCCUUUUCUGUCCAUCCUGAGUCUACACUAGCUGGCCCUUCCAGCUUCUAAAUGAUUGAAGCCAUGCCUCAACUCUCUGGAAGCACAGGGUUGCAUGAGACUCUGGCCCUUCUCACCUCUCAGCUCCACCCUGAUGCCAAACACAAAGAAGACCUGGUGUUCCUCAAGGAUGUCUUCAGCGAGAAGAGCCUGGCGUAUCUGAUGAAGAUCCAUGAGAAGUUGCGGCAGUAUGAGCGACAGAGCCCUACUCCAGUUCUCCACAGCGCCUCCUGUCUGGCAGAGGAUUUGGCCGAGGAGAUUCAGAAUGGACCGAUGGAAGGUGAUGAGAGGGAACUGCUUCUGCUUCUGAGUGCUCCUCAUCUCAAGGCUAUCCUGGCAGCCCAUGACACGGUGGCCCAGAAGAACUUUGACCCCGUGCUGCCCCCGCUGCCAGACGAAGUGGACGACGAGCUGGAGGAAGAGUCUGUGAAGAUCGUCCGGUUGGUGAAGAACAAGGAGCCCCUGGGGGCGACCAUCCGCAGGGAUGAAGUGACGGGGGCUGUAUUAGUGGCCAGGAUCAUGAGGGGAGGGGCUGCGGACCGCAGUGGUCUGGUGCAUGUUGGAGACGAACUUCGAGAGGUCAACGGAAACCUGAUCAUUCACAAAAGACCAGAUGAGAUCAGUCAGAUUCUGUCCCAGUCACAAGGCUCCAUCACUUUGAAGAUCAUCCCUGCCGUUGCAGAGGAAGAUAGGCUGAAGGAGAGCAAGGUCUACCUGAGGGCCCUGUUUGACUACACCCCCUUUGAGGACAAGGCCACGCCCUGCCAGGAGGCGGGACUUCCUUUCAAGCGGGGGGAUAUCCUGCAGGUGGUGAGCCAGGACGAUGCCACCUGGUGGCAGGCCAAGAGAGUGGGCGACAGCAACCUGAGGGCCGCCCUAAUCCCCUCUACACAGUUUCAGGAGAGGCGUCUUAAAUACAGAAUAAAGAUGGGCACUUACCAGGCGCCUGUAUCACCGAAAACACCCACAUAUGAUCCGGCUGAAAGAGCAGACUGUGACAGUGAGGGCUCUCAGAGUGGACAAGACAUAGUUGUAGUUUUUCCCAAUAAGAGUAAAGCGACCCCUGCUUCCUGUGGCCAUGCUUUUUCCUGGGAUUUGUACUCAGCUGGUCUACGCAGAAGUUUCUGUCUGAGUAGAAAAGAUCGACAGGGGUCACCGGGAGAGCCUCGCACUCCAGACUCGGCCCUGCUGGACUUCCUAAUCUAUGAGGAAGUGACACGCUACCAGCCCCGCCCCAGCGAGAGGCCUCGCCUAGUGGUGCUGAUAGGUUCCCUUGGGGCCAGAAUUAAUGAGCUCAAACAGAAGGUGAUCGCUGAGAAUCCCUGCCACUUUGGUGUGGCUGUGCCGCACACCACUAGAGCCAAGAAGAGUCACGAGAGGGAGGGAGUGGAGUACAACUUCAUCACUAAACAGGCCUUUGAGGCUGACAUUCAGAGCAACAUUUUUAUAGAGUAUGGGGAGUACAAGGAUCAUUUCUAUGGCACCAGUCUGGAGGCCAUCCGCAGUGUGCUGGAUCGAAAUAAGAUUUGCUUGGUGGAUGUACAACCAGAGGCACUGAAGAUCCUAUGGACAGCUGAGUUUAAGCCUUAUGUUAUAUUUGUGAAGCCUCGUAUCCAUGAGAGCCACUGCAAACGUCACGGCUCCUCUUCGUCACUCAGUGUAGGCAUCACUGAGGAGGACCUUCAGGAAAUGAGGCAGUCGGCCGUGCUGAUGGGCGAGCGCUACGGCCACCUGGUGGACCGGGUACUAGUGAAGGAGGACUUGGCCAGUGCAUGCGUUGAACUCCGGGACAUCUUGCAGAGGGUUGAGACAGAGGUUCACUGGGUGCCUAUUGGCUGGGCCCGAACCACCUAGCAUACACUCCCUGGCGCUACAGAGGGGCCAUUGCAUAUAAUACAAUUAAAAACCAGGCCAUUAGAAACUAGCGGGUGACAUUGAGAUAAUGGGAACGGAUUUGAACUUUGAAGUGUUUUACUGCCAUUGUGUUCAACCAUUCCCGUAAUCCCACAAGCCAGAACCAAAUCUCAGAUGCGCUUACGCUAACAGUCACAAGAGACUACCGCUGCCAGAGUGAUGGUGUUGGGGGUGACAAACUGACAUUGAGAUGAGGGGAGAAGGAAACGAGGGAACUUGGGAAUGGGACCUUUCCACGAGGACACCGGCUAUCGGUGGUGACUCAAGUGAAUACGGUGGAAUCAUUUGGAGCAGUUUGGGUUGACAGACUCUUAAUAAGAGACUUGUCGUUGCCUUUACAUGUUGGAUCAGAAGUAUUGGCUGCCGUCACCUCAAGAUCAAGUAUAAAUUACAUUGCUGAAUUGUGGACAGUUUAAACGUGUAUUAUUCCUUCAUCCUCAUUGCAUGAGCUUGUCCUGUUUACAUCAUUUAUAAUAGAGGCUAUGUGCAAUGGGGAAUUGUGGAUACUGGCCGAACUAAAGCAUGGUAAUCAAAUGUUGUUGAUCAGGCGGCUAAGACACUGUAAGUCCCAAAUGGAAGGGUAACAGAUUGUAGCCUCAGAGACUCCACAGAAAUCUGCCAAAAUAAGGCUCAAUAACUUAAUGCAUCCACACACUCCUAUUGAGCAUUCACCUGUAUUGUGAGUAGGGCUAUGCCAUCUUGAUCUGUAGUAGAGCAUAAUAAUCCUAAUUGGCAAUGUGGCAACAACCAUGAAAAAGCAUAUAAUACUUGCAUGUGAGAGUAAUGGUCUUGAAAAUGUAUACUAUUUAUCAGAGCCACGCAUUCUAUAAUAAUCUAGAAUGUGUACAGUAGAUUAGUCUAGUAAGUACUGAACAUCAAACAGAAUGCAGUACAAAUAUUGGUUUUCAAUGAUACAUAACAGAUGUGGGUAAGAUGGAGAUGUGAUUUCAUUAUGAAUGAUCAAUGAUGAUUACUCAUUGAACGCAAAAUAAUACUGAGGACUGUGUGCUUUGUGAUGAAGUAAUUCAAUAAAAUC
Molecule: messenger RNA, 3346 nt
Organism: Oncorhynchus nerka (sockeye salmon)
Lineage: Eukaryota; Metazoa; Chordata; Actinopteri; Salmoniformes; Salmonidae
Product: MAGUK p55 subfamily member 3-like
Exons: 21
Coding region: 409-2250 (613 amino acids)
Cellular component (GO): plasma membrane; cell-cell junction
Molecular function (GO): protein binding
Source: RefSeq, a predicted model, not a curated record